Molecule: messenger RNA, 3655 nt
Organism: Symphalangus syndactylus (siamang)
Lineage: Eukaryota; Metazoa; Chordata; Mammalia; Primates; Hylobatidae
Gene: KCNK10
Product: potassium two pore domain channel subfamily K member 10
Biological process (GO): stabilization of membrane potential; potassium ion transmembrane transport
Cellular component (GO): plasma membrane
Molecular function (GO): outward rectifier potassium channel activity; potassium ion leak channel activity
Source: RefSeq, a predicted model, not a curated record
GGGUAUUUUCACAAAAUGACAUGGAAACCUGACUGCAGUUCUUUUGGGAAGAGGACUUGGAGGUGUCUUGGGGGAGGGGAAAAGAUGGAAGACUGGGAUUUCUUCUGGACUUCAGGGAAGAAGGAUGAAACCAAAGGGAAACAAUCCAAGGCAGAUUAAUGAAUUUAGUCUAAUAUUCGUGAAUUCAAAGUAGAUUCUAAUCAGCCCAUCUCCUCCCUCUUCUGUUUGCAGAACUGGCACUAAACAGGAUUCCCCAAGCUGCUUCAUCACUCCCUGCCAUUCGCUGUCCCAGGAAAUUCUCCUUCCUCGCCCCGGAAUCCGUGUUCGACUCUUCUCUGGCUGAGCUGUUCGUUGCCAGCCACCCCGAGACUCCCCACGCGGCAGGCAUCGUCUCCUUCGGUCUCACAGCCACCCCGGGCUGGAGCGUGGGGAGGGGGUAAGGGAACCAGCCAACUCGGGGAAACUUCGUUGCCAGAGAUGACUGGGGUUUUCGGGCUUUCCCAGCCUUCCCAUGCCGGGCCACACGGCAUUCAUUAAAGUGGUGGGGCAACUAUUGCUGCGCUCCGGCCGGGCAGGUUUUGAGCUGCAGAGACCCGUGCGCCCGGCAGCAGCGCUUUGCCACAGAGUGGACCCAGGACGCGGCGGCCGCCAGCCCGGGUUUCCUGCUAGGGGACGGCGAGUGCAGGGAGACUUUGCGCCACGAUGUUUUGUUUUCCUGCCGCAGGAACGCUAGGCAGUGUCUUUCCACCGGACUUAACCCGCCUGAAGCAAUAGCCAUGGAAGUUGCGGCGGCACAGAGGGAGACAGAACCGCUUGGCGCGGCAUCUUUUUUGGAUGUUUUUUCUCUACACAGACGACUUCAUUCUUUCCUUGGUGGCCGUUCCCGCAGCAGCACCGGUGUGCCAGCCCAAGAGCGCCACUAACGGGCAACCCCCGGCUCCGGCUCCGACUCCAGCUCCGCGCCUGUCCAUUUCCUCCCGAGCCACAGUCGUAGCCAGGAUGGAAGGCACCUCCCAGGGGGGCUUGCAGACCGUCAUGAAGUGGAAGACGGUGGUUGCCAUCUUUGUGGUUGUGGUGGUCUACCUUGUCACUGGCGGUCUUGUCUUCCGGGCAUUGGAGCAGCCCUUUGAGAGCAGCCAGAAGAAUACCAUCGCCUUGGAGAAGGCGGAAUUCCUGCGGGAUCAUGUCUGUGUGAGCCCCCAGGAGCUGGAGACGUUGAUCCAGCAUGCCCUUGAUGCUGACAAUGCGGGAGUCAGUCCAAUAGGAAACUCUUCCAACAACAGCAGCCACUGGGACCUCGGCAGUGCCUUUUUCUUUGCUGGAACUGUCAUUACCACCAUAGGGUAUGGGAAUAUUGCUCCGAGCACUGAAGGAGGCAAAAUCUUUUGUAUUUUAUAUGCCAUCUUUGGAAUUCCACUCUUUGGUUUCUUAUUGGCUGGAAUUGGAGACCAACUUGGAACCAUCUUUGGGAAAAGCAUUGCGAGAGUGGAGAAGGUCUUUCGAAAAAAGCAAGUGAGUCAGACGAAGAUCCGGGUCAUCUCAACCAUCCUGUUCAUCUUGGCCGGCUGCAUUGUGUUUGUGACGAUCCCUGCUGUCAUCUUUAAGUACAUCGAGGGCUGGACGGCCUUGGAGUCCAUUUACUUUGUGGUGGUCACUCUGACCACGGUGGGCUUUGGUGAUUUUGUGGCAGGGGGAAACGCUGGCAUCAAUUAUCGGGAGUGGUAUAAGCCCCUAGUGUGGUUUUGGAUCCUUGUUGGCCUUGCCUACUUUGCAGCUGUCCUCAGUAUGAUUGGAGAUUGGCUACGGGUUCUGUCCAAAAAGACAAAAGAAGAGGUGGGUGAAAUCAAGGCCCAUGCGGCGGAAUGGAAGGCCAACGUCACGGCCGAGUUCCGGGAGACACGGCGAAGGCUCAGCGUGGAGAUCCACGAUAAGCUGCAGCGGGCGGCCACCAUCCGCAGCAUGGAGCGCCGGCGGCUGGGCCUGGACCAGCGGGCCCACUCACUGGACAUGCUGUCCCCCGAGAAGCGCUCUGUCUUUGCCGCCCUGGACACCGGCCGCUUCAAGGCUUCGUCUCAGGAGAGCAUCAACAACCGACCCAACAACCUGCGCCUGAAGGGGCCGGAGCAGCUGAACAAGCACGGGCAGGGUGCGUCCGAGGACAACAUCAUCAACAAGUUCGGGUCCACUUCCAGACUCACCAAGAGGAAAAACAAGGACCUCAAAAAGACCUUGCCCGAGGACGUUCAGAAAAUCUACAAGACCUUCCGGAAUUACUCCCUGGAUGAGGAGAAGAAAGAGGAGGAGACAGAAAAGAUGUGUAACUCGGACAACUCCAGCACAGCCAUGCUGACGGACUGUAUCCAGCAGCACGCUGAGAUGGAGAACGGAAUGAUACCCACGGACACCAAAGACCGGGAGCUGGAGAACAACUCAUUACUUGAAGACAGAAACUAAAUGUGAAGGACAUUGGUCUUGGACUGAGCGUUGUGUGUGUGUGUGUGUGUUUUUAAUAUUCACACUGAGACACGUGCCUUAAACAGACUUAUUAGUCCAAAAUUACAUAGCAUUGAAGAAUAUAUUUCACUGUGCCAUAAACAACUGAAAGCUUGCUCUGCCAAAAGGAAUCAGAGAACAAGAACUUCAUUUCAGAUAGCAACCACAGGACACACCAAGAGUGUCCGUGCACGUAGCCGGUUCUGGCCGUACAUGUUAAGGGCAUUUCAGUGGCAGUGCUGUACCCCUGGGCAGUGCUACCUGGGCACACACGUAGACAAGGGCAGCUAUUCCUUAGACCAGCCUCCUGAAAGAAACAGGUGUGUCUUUUUAGUGGAGUCGUUAGUAAUAUGUGCGCACGCAGAAGGGGACCUGAUUGGGGUGAAUUGGUUAUGUGUAACAAGGGUUGGAGUUGACAUUUUGGCAUGUGCUCUGAGCUUGAAUUUUGACACAAACCAUUCAGUGCAUCAUACCUAGUCUUUCUAUGCUCCAAAUGAAUGUCUGUGGGGACCUGAGAGCACCUGGAAUAUGCUGGAAGCAGAUCAGAGCACACGUAUUAAAAGGUGCAAUUGCUUUUCUCAUGACAAAAGAAAAAAAAUCACAAACACAUCACACUGUGGAUAUCACCUUAACCAAUGACAGAAGCCUGCUGAGUUUGGUCUUUCUCACAGGGGUAGGUAGUCCACAUGAACUGGCGAGCAGUGGUGAAAAUGCGACAUCAACUGCUGCGUGGUUAAAGGCCAAUCAUGCAUUUUCCUCAGUGAGUGCAAUGGUGACAAUAAACUGAUUUGGAAAUGUCCAUGUACUUUGGUUAUAACUUGUUUUGAUAAGAGGGGGAGAAAUACCAAACAAUUGCCUUGCAUGAUGCCAGUGGCUUGCUGUUCUGUCUAGCUGAUCCUACAUUUUUAUAAAAGUAGACAUCCUGCAUUUCUGAGACACACUGAGGAGGACCAUGGCAUCUUUCCAUCUCAGGGCUUUUUGUCCCUUGGGUGUCUUAGGGUAGACAUAGUGAUAAGAUUCAAUCUCGCUAUCUCCAAACAAAAAGUAAAUGUACCCCUUGUACAGUAAGCUUGAAAUGUUUUUAUUGCUUGCAGCGUGAGUGCCAUUAAUUCCGUUUAACGCUGAUACUUAGAAAUAUUUAAAAUAUUUCAUUUUGCUUUUA